This is a messenger RNA of Drosophila rhopaloa, 1434 nucleotides long. RefSeq names its product pancreatic triacylglycerol lipase. Lineage: Eukaryota; Metazoa; Arthropoda; Insecta; Diptera; Drosophilidae. The record is from RefSeq and is a predicted model, not a curated record. Gene Ontology annotation, biological process: lipid metabolic process. Gene Ontology annotation, molecular function: lipase activity. Bases 231 to 1394 code for a protein of 387 amino acids. The transcript has 3 exons.
CCUCGACUACUUUCGUUCUUGUUUGACACCAAUCGAACCCACCAUUUGACACCACCAUUUGCCCCUGUGUGGGUGCUUAUGUAUGCCAGUGGCUCAAUCAUUUACCAAUAGACACACCACCAGGCAGAUCGCCACCUGCGAUACCCGCUCCACUUAAAUAGCAACCACUCUCGGUGGCCGGAACCCAGUUCACACACAGCCUUAGAAGUACGAGUACGAGUAUAUGGGCCAUGAAGUCGACGGCGUGGUUCUCUUUGCUGGGUUUUCUUUGGAGUGUGUCUGCCAACCCGCUGGUGGGUCUCCUAGAUCCCAACUGCCAAGUGGUGCGGGGAGAAUGUCCCAAUGAAAAUGUCUCCUUCUGGCUGUAUUCCAACUCCACGCGGGAUAACCCGAUCCUGCUGAAUCCCCUCGACCUCAAUCCCUGGGACUUCCAGCCGUCACGCCCCCUUAAGAUACUCAUCCAUGGCUACACAGGAUACCGCGACUUUGCGCCCAACUCCUUCAUCCGCCCUGUGCUCCUGGAUAACGAGGAUGUGAACGUGAUCUCCAUCGACUAUGGGCCACUGGUGCGAUAUCCCUGCUACAUCCAGGCGGUGCAGAAUCUUCCGCUGGUCAGUCAAUGCUUGGCGCAGUUGAUCAACAACCUGGUGGAUCGAGCAAUAGUGUCUAACGAGCAGAUCCACCUGAUUGGCUUCAGUUUGGGUGGUCAGGUGGCGGGUCAGACGGCCAACUAUGUGAAGAGAAAGAUGAAGAGGAUCACGGGACUGGAUCCGGCGAAGCCUCUAUUUAUCCUGGGCCCAGAUUCCAGACGAUUGGAUCCGGGAGAUGCCGACUUUGUGGACAUCAUCCAUUCGGAUGUUUUCGGUCGUGGAGUGCUGCGAGCCGCCGGUCAUGUGGAUUUCUAUCCCAACUUUGGAGCCCAACAACCCGGCUGCAUGGAGGAGAACAUGCAAGAUCCUGGAAGCUGCAAUCACGAGAGAGCUCCUCGCUUCUAUGCCGAGUCCAUUAAUUCCACCGUGGGUUUCUGGGGACGCCAAUGCUCCGGCUGGUUGGUCCAUCUCCUUGGCCUAUGUCCCACAACAGGUCCCCAGGAAAAAAUGGGCUAUCACGUUUCGGAGGAUGUAAGAGGUUCCUACUUCCUCAAGACUGCAAGUCAAGCCCCCUAUGCCCUGGGCAAGUUGGAGGAUGUGGACAAUAGACAGACCCUGGCCAAAUUCCAUUUGAAUAUCGACCACAAUGAAAUUGAUGAUGACUAUGAGCCACAGUUGUUGGAGGCGUUCCUCGAACUGGACGCGGUGAAUGUUGUUGUGAAAAUGGACGAGGACGAUUUGGAUAAGCAAUUGGACUGGAUAGAUCGGGAGGAGGAAGAACCCUUGUCGAGAAAUGUGUUCUGAUAGGUCUUAGGAUACAGAAUUAUUUAUAUUAUUUAGUUAA